This is a messenger RNA of Moesziomyces aphidis, 558 nucleotides long. The record is from the annotation of a GenBank genome assembly. Lineage: Eukaryota; Fungi; Basidiomycota; Ustilaginomycetes; Ustilaginales; Ustilaginaceae.
AUGGCUUCGAUGUUCCGCAGCAGCUUGCGGACGGCACUCCGACCCGCCUCCACCUCCGCCUCCUCCUCUUCGGCCCUCGCCUCGAGCAGCAAGCUUCGCCUUCCAUCGCUGCGAUUCAACUCCACCUCGACCACCCCGCUCGAGACCGAAGCCGCGCCGACCGAGGUGCAGGAUGAGGCGACGGCGGUACGAUACAGCUACUUUGUGCCGCGUGUAGGAAAGACGCUGGACAGUCUGCCCGUAUACACGGACGUGCGCAAUGGCGGCACACGCACCAUGACCGAGGUGCGCAAGAUCCAGGGCUCCGUACAGGACCUCAAGCUCGACCUCGAGGUGUUCCUCGCCGACACCUACGCACCCACCUACCCCGACUCGCCACUAAGCGUCAACAAGAAACCGCUCCGCCCAAAACCGGGCCGCAAACUCGUUGCUUCCGUAGCCAAUCCGACGUACAUCCAACCCGUUGCCCAGGGCAAGGUGACCAACGCAGGGAAGCUCAAGAUCCGUGGAAACCGCGUGCACGAAGUCAAGGCCUUCCUCGAAUCCAGAGGCUUCUAA